Messenger RNA from Myxocyprinus asiaticus (Chinese sucker), 1803 nucleotides. Its product is annotated as SH2 domain-containing protein 4A-like. Gene Ontology annotation, cellular component: cytoplasm. The record is from RefSeq and is a predicted model, not a curated record. Lineage: Eukaryota; Metazoa; Chordata; Actinopteri; Cypriniformes; Catostomidae. Bases 530 to 1375 code for a protein of 281 amino acids. The transcript has 7 exons.
AAGGAGGGACAGGAGAAAGAAUGCUAUGAUGUCACAGCAGCCCACACAAAUACAAAAGCCGCCGAGAGAAAGACACACAUGCUCUGUGUUUCACUAAAUCAACUUUACAGCGCACUUCUCCAGCUCUGAAUGGUGAGGAGACCUGUAUCUAUCAGGGGCAGGAAAAACUCCCUUUUGAAGCGCUCCUCUGCUGUUGACUCAGUUUGCUCUCUUCCCUCAUAAAAAAAACUGCCUAGCUGCUCUUCGCUGACGCACUUCUGGCCAGCUCAUCUCCACAUCAAGUUUCUCUGCUACCUCCCUGGCAUCUGCUUUGACAGAGACUGGAAUCAUAUGGCCAGAAUGUGGGACAAGAGCAAACGUCUCAACAAAAUAAUCUAAAAUGCCAAUCUCUGGAAUAUAGAGGAAGCUUUUGUUUGAGGAGAGGCCAAUAAGAACUCCAAAAAAAGAGCUGGACUCUUCAGUGUUUUGUGUCUCAGCACCCAAAGGUCUCGUACACUUGCGCACAAACACAAACACACAAAUCAUCAACAUGUUGCAGCAAAUACUGGCUGACAUGUACAUCGACCCAGAUGUACUUGAGGCCCUGAACGAGGAACAGAAAAAAAUUCUCUUCUUCAAAAUGAGAGAGGAACAAGUCAGGCGCUGGAAAGAGCGGGAAGAGAAGGAGGGCGAGGAAGGAAUAAAGAAAGAAAGGCCCCAGAAAAAGAAAGGUCCUUGUAAAAGUGUGAGCUGGUUGUUGGGAAGAGAUGGCGACGUGCACGUGUGUAUUAUCGGAGAAUCAGACGAGCUCAAAUCUUCAAAACUUAUCCUGUCAGAGCUGAGGGACCAAACAGUGUCCAAUGCUAACAAUAUCAACAGAGCAAAACCAGAAACUGUAAAGAGCAAUCUGACCAAACCCAAUAGAGCACAAACAACCAGCACAGAACCAGGGAUCCAGCUACUGCUCAAGAAACCAGAGGAGCGCAGUGAUUCCGGAACCGUCUCAAACAAGUCCAAGGACAGCGGUUCUGAUCAGUCUGCUGACGACACCAGGUGCCAAACAGAUGAUUAUGACUCGGGCAGCGUUGAGGAGGACACAGGCUUGUACAGAUCACAUCUGAGCAACAGAGAUACAACAAUAGCAGACAGACUGAAAGAGCUGGCAUUACACAGAGCAAUGAAAGAGCAGCUGUCAGUUGAUGACAAGACACACCCACUGGACACACCAGACAAAGGAGUGGAGAAAGACAAGGAUAACAGUCUGACAUAUGGCAGUCGUGUGGCUAAUCUCAGGAAGACCUUCAACACCACAAAUGCCAAAGGAUCUUCUCCAUGUAUCAAACCACCAAUCCCCAGCAAGCCUGCUCAUCUACUGACCUCCCCUUCGGUCAGAUAAACAUGCACACAGUCUACCACUCCAUACACCUGAUAUAUAGACUCCUAAACAUCCAUUUGUAUCCAAAAAACAGCAAAAUGGACUGAAAAAUCAGAAAACACUUGAACGUAUGAACACAUCCAGGUGUGGAUCCAGCUGGAGAUGAGCACUGAAUGGAAUUCGAACACCCUUUAUGACCCAGCUCAGAUCAGCAUUUGUCCAUUUUUACACUGUUUACAGAGGAGCAUGGUCUCCAAAGAACUAAGAUUUGAUCUGUUGCCUUUUCAUUUUAUUGUUUGUAUUAAGACUAAUAUACUGUGUUUCCUUAAGGGGAGAAAGACCAAAGGUAUUGUCUACUGUUUUUAAGAGUUAAUGGCUCAUCUUUUUUUGUUGUUGUUGUAAAUAACGUUGUCAUAUUGUAUAUAAUAAAGUGGUUGGUUUUGACUGGA